CCACAGGUUUCGUCCGAAUGUCCUGAGAGCCCCAUGCCCCCAGUCUUAUGAGAUGGAGGUUGAGCUCGGUAAAGCCCAGCCGUGCAUGUCUAGCAAGUCAAUGAGCCUCAAGUACGGGGGUUUUAUUUCAGAGUGAGGUGACAUGAGUUAUUGACGUCUCGGUUCUAUCAGUUUUCCACCUGGAUGCGCAUCAUCAUCAUCAGCAUCACACUCCACUUUGCUCGGGUCCAAGAUGCGUCGGUGGAAAGCUCAAAUCUGGUUGUCACCCAUACAACUGAAGAGCUGAAUCCCACCAGGAGCAACGGCUGUUGAGCAGCUGGAAAAGUAGCUAUGAUUUCUGGAUGUGGGUCUCUGACUCCGUUCCCACCAUAGGUAAGGAGUGGUGCCAGUGAUUCAUGAGGGACUGGCAGGCCCUUUCCGUCAAAGAUAGCAGCAGCUGCAGACAUGUCUAGGACUCCUCCGAGCAGCAACUUCCCCGAAAAUGUAGAUUUGAUCUUCGAAUGCGAAAGGUGGGGCACAUCUGUUCAAAGUCGGCUCCAGGCAGGAACGGCAAAGCCUCCGUAGACUUUCCGCCAUUUGUACGAGGCAUCUGAAGAUUAUUUAAACAUAUGGCAUCAGGAUUGCAUAGAUUUUGAAAUGCAGAAGGAAGUGCUCACACACACCGCUUAUAAUUUAAAAAAAUUGCAGACUCCGAAGCUUCGCGGCACCGUAGCUGAUUGACUUGGAGGUUUUCUGGGACCUCCCGGCGUGCUCGAGUCGUUAGGGCAUGAUUUGCGUGCUCAUCCAUCCACCUACAGCUGCAUUGCAUUGAUGUGAAGUGGGUCGUUCUGGGCUCGGACGAAAUUACGAAAUUUUAGGAUCUGACGGAACAUGAAGGGCGUGUGGUUGGUCUAGGGCUAGACGCAUUCAGAAAACUGAGGGUUAAAAAAUAGGGAAAACUUCAAUGUCUUGUGUGCUCAGUGGAGGUCCAUGAAUCUCACUCGCUCAAUCAGCUGCAAUGCCGUCGUCAUUGCUCUGGUAAUACUGUCCACCGUGAUUGUAAUAUGGGGUACAGGGCAGGUGCGAAUAGACGAAGGCCCAUUGCGCUCGACAAUUGGAACGAUCGAUCACAGUAUUAGACUGUUGCCACUGCGCCUUGACGCCAUUUUCGUGCUCACCGGGGGCCAGACUGACGAUGGAGGAGUUCCUCUGUGGGUGGCUAGGCGACUGGACAGAGCAGUGGAGUUGCAGAGAAGUCAGAGUGAGCCACUUCCUCCAAUUGUCUGCGUGGGUGGAGGAUCGGGAGUUGUUCCCCCAAUUCUCACGGCGGAGAAGUUCGUCAUGCACGAAAGCACUUCUGCUGCCAAGUACUUACACGAGAAGUGGAAAGUCAGUUUCAGUUCGUUGUUGAAGGAAUGGAGUUCAUAUGACACAGAAGGAAACGCCUACUUCGCCCUCACACAACAUGCAAUUCCCCUUGGGUGGCGCCACAUUGCCAUUGUAACCUCCGAGUUUCACAUGCCUAGAAGCAAAGCAGUUUUUGAUUGGAUAUUUGGGCUGCAAGGAGCUGGAGCAGGACAUGGCUUGUUGCACGCAACAGAUCCUUCUGGGGUCGUGCUUAGGCACGACCCCAGAAGUCAGGGAUUUUGGCUCGAAUAUAUCAGUGUGAGCGACGAAGGUCUCGAUGCAGAAGCCCUCAAGACCCGAGUAGCUGCCGAGAAACGGAGGUUGAAGAGAAUCAAUGGCCUUGCACAGCGAAUACAUACACUGCCACAGUUUCACCAUUAUCUCUUUGUUGAGAACAGAAUAUACAACACGGCAAAGCAACAUAUUUUCGGCAAGGAUGGCGCAAACAUGACUACUGCUGGUGGAUUGUACUGAACGUAGACAUGGUGAUAUCAUAACUCUGAAAAAAUCCAAACCAAUCUUGUAAUUGCAUGCUUAUAAUGAAAUUGUAUAGUAUACUUGUAAAUAUUGUCUGCGUGUUCUAUCACUAAGCGGCGGAGAUAGUGGUUUCCACGUCAAGAAGCCCCCAGAACGUUAACCUGUAAUCUCUCGGACCGCCGGGAAGUAUCUGCAUGCAUCGGUGCUCUCGAGAUUUUAAGAUGUGAACUUAAAUAGAUCUCGAGCAAAGGCUAUUCUACACAAGAGUUGCUUGAAACAUCCGUUCAUUGUUCAAGUAAGGAUGCAUUGUAGUAGUUUUAGAUACUCUGUUUGAGUUGCGAAGUCAAGGAUGACAUCUUUCAGGAAGUUUUGCAUCUUUGCAGGAACCUUUACCGAUCUAAUGCCAUCUCGGCUGACUUUAUAUCUACAUCGAUUGGUUGUCACUGUCAUCGUUACCGUCCAAGACUAACCGAUAACGUCUAAAAUGAAAGUUUCGACAUGGUACUAAGGGUUCCGUACUCAGAAUGAUGCCAGUGGUACGUUUUAUCUAUCGUCUUGCAUUUUUGGGAGCUAGCGAUGUCAUGAUCGUGAUUAUAAUAGUUUGACGUGAUUUGUGAGUGUGGAAUUUGAGAAAGAUUGGAUUGAUUUACGUUUAUGGAAUAACUUUGGAGGUUUCAGAGAGAAAA
Marchantia polymorpha subsp. ruderalis is the source of this 2549-nucleotide messenger RNA. The record is from the annotation of a GenBank genome assembly. Lineage: Eukaryota; Viridiplantae; Streptophyta; Marchantiopsida; Marchantiales; Marchantiaceae.